GCUGUUGUACUUUCUAGAGUGGUGGUACCAGAGGUGGUACUUUCUGUUGCCGUAAUGUCCAUUGUGGUGCUGUCUGUUGUUAUUGUGGUCUCUGCUGUUGUACUUUCUAGAGUGGUGGUACCAGAGGUGGUACUUUCUGUUGCCGUAAUGUCCAUUGUGGUGCUGUCUGUUGUUAUUGUGGUCUCUGCUGUUGUACUUUCUAGAGUGGUGGUACCAGAGGUGGUACUUUCUGUUGCCGUAAUGUCCAUUGUGGUGCUGUCUGUUGUUAUUGUGGUCUCUGCUGUUGUACUUUCUAGAGUGGUGGUAAUGGUGGUGGUACUUUCUGAUGUUGUAGCAUCUGUUGUUGUGGUUUCCACUGUUGUACUUUCUGGAGUUGUGGUACCGAUGGUAGUGCUUUCUGUUGUUGUACUACCCAUCGUGGUGCUUUCUGUUGUUGUUGUACUUUCUGUUGUUGUGGAUUCAGUUGUGCUUUCUAUAGGUGUAGUAUCUGUUGUGAUGCUUUCAGUUGUUGUUGAAGUUUCUGCUGUUGUACUUUCUGAAGUUGCGGUACCGGUGGUGGUGCUUUCUGUUGUUGUAGUAUCCGUUGUGAUGCUUUCUGUUGUUGUGGUCUCUGUGGUAGUACUUUCUGGAGUUGUGGUGCCAGUGGUUGUACUUUCUGUUGUGGUGGUCUCCAUUGUGGUGCUUUCUGGAGUCGUGGUACUUUCUGUUGUUGUAGUGUCCAUUGUGGUGCUGUCUGUUGUACUUUCUGGAGCUGUGGUAACGGUGGUGGUACUUUCUGAUGUUGUAGUGUCUGUUGUUGUGGUUUCUACUGUUGUACUUUCUGGAGUUGUGGUGCCAAUGGUAGUGGUUUCUGUUGUUGAUGUACUUUCUGUUGUCGUGGAUUCAGUUGUGCUUUCUGUAGUUGUAGUAUCUGUUGUGGUGGUUUCUGUUGUUGUACUUUCUGUUGUUGUAGUGUCUGCUGUUGUACUUUCUAUAGUUGUGGUACCGAUGUUGGUGCUUUCUGUUGUUUUAGUAUCCAUUGUGGUGCUUUCUGUUGUUGUAAUUUCUAGAGCUGCGGCACCGGUGGUACUUUCUGAUGUUGUAAUGUCUGUUGUUGUGGUUUCCACUCUUGUACUUUCUGGAGUUGUUGUACUGAUUGUGAUACUUUCUGUUGUUGUCCUACCUUCUGUUGUUGUGGUCUCAAUUGUGCUUUCUGGUAUUGUGGUGCUAGUGGUGGGUAUUUCUGAUGUUGUGGUCUGUGUGGUAGUACUUUCUGAAAUGGUGGUGCCUUCUGUUGUUGUGAUCUCUGUUGCGGUGCCAGUAGUGGUACUUUCUAUCGUUGUGGUCUCUGUUGUUGUCCCGGGGGUGGUACUUUCUAUUGUUGGGGUCUCUGUUGUUGUACUUUCUGGAGUAGUGGUGCCAGUGGUUGUACUUUCUGUUGUUAUGGUGUCUGUUGUGGUGCUCUCUGUAGUUGUGGUUUCCAUUGUUGUACUUUCUGAAGUUGUAACGCCGGGGGUGGUACUUUCUGUUGUUUUGGUCUCUGCUGUUGUACUUUCUGAAGUGGUGGUGCCUUCUGUUGUUGCAGUACCAGUGGUGGUACUUUCUACCGUUGUGGUCUCUGUUGUUGUACUUUCUGGACUAGUGGUGCCAGUGGUUGUACUUUCUAACUCUGUUGUGCUUUCUGGAGUUGUUGAACCAGUGGUGGUGCUUUCUGUUGGUAUGGUGUCUGUAGUGGUGCCUGUAAUGGUACUUUCUAUUGUUGUGGUCUUGGUUGUUGUGCUUUCUGGUGUUGUGGUACCUGUAGUGGUGCUUUCUGUUGUUGUAGUGUCUGUUGUGGUGCUCUCUGUAGUUGUGGUUUCCAUUGUUGUACUUUCUGAAGUUGUAACACCAGGGGUGGUACUUUCUGUCGUAGUGCUUUCUGUUUUUGUGGUCUCUGUUGUACUUUCUGAAGUGGUGGUGCCUUCUGUUGUUGUGGUACCAGUGGUGGUACUUUCUACCGUUGUGGUCUCUGUUGUUGUCUCGGGGGUGGUACUUUUUGUUGUUGUGGUCUCGGUUGUUGUGCUUUCUGGUGUUGUGGUACCUGUAGUGGUGCUUUCAGUUGUUAUAGUGUCUCUUGUGGUGCUUUCUGUAGUUGUGGUUUCCAUUGUUGUACUUUCUGAAGUUGUAAUACCAGGGGUGGUACUUUCUGUUGUAGUGCUUUCUGUUGUUGUACUUUCUGGAGUAGUGGUGCCAGUGGUUGUACUUUCUAACACUGUUGUGCUUUUUGGAGUUGUAGAACCAGUGGUGGUGCUUUCUGUUGUUAUGUUGUCUGUUGUGGUGCUCUCUACCGUUGUGGUCUCUGUUGUUGUACUUUCUGGAGUUGUGGUACCAGUGGUGGUACUUUCUGUUGCUGUGGUCUCCAUUGUUGUACUUUCUGGAGUAGUGGUGCCACUGGUUGUACUUUCUGUCAUUGCGGUGCUUUCUGUUGUUGUGGUCUCUAUAGUACUACUUUCUGUAGUGGUGGUGUCUUCUGUUGUUGUGAUCUCAGUUGUGGUGGCAUUUUCUGUUGUUGUGGUCUGCUUUGUUGUACUUUCUGGAGGGGUGGAGCCAGUGGUUGUUCUUUCUGUUGUUGUGGUCUCUGUUGUUGUACUUUCUGAAGUGGUGGUGCCAGUGGUUGUACGUUCUGUCAUUGUGGUGCUUUCGGGUGUUGUGGUACCAGUGGUGGUGCUUUCUGUUGUUGUGAUCUCCAUUGCUGUACUUUCUGGGGUGGUGGUGCCAGUGGUAGUACUUUCUGUAGUGGCGGUGCCUUCUGUUGUUGUGAUCUCAGUUGUGGUGCUUUCUGUUGUUGUGGUCUCUGUGGUAGUACUUUCUGAAGUCGUUGUGCCAGCAGUUGUACUUUCUGUCAUUGUGGUGCUUUCUGGAGUUGUGGUAUCGACCGUGGUGCUUUCUGUUGUUGUGGGCUCUGUGGUAGUACUUUCUGGAGUGGUGGUGCCUUCUGUUGGUGUGAUCACAGUUGUGGUGGUACUUUCUGUUGUUGUGGUCUCAGUUGUACUCUCUAGAGUGUUUGUGCCACUGGUUGUGCCGGUAGUUGUACUCUUUGUCAUUGCGGUGUUUUCUGGAGCUGUGGUACUGGUGGUGGUGCUUUCUGUUGUGGUUCCAGUGGUGGUACCUUCUAUUGUUAUGGCCUCGGUUGUUGUGCCGGUGAUGGUACUUUCUCUUGUUGUGGUUUCCGUUGUUUUACUUUCUGUAGUGGUGGUACCAGUUGUUGUACUUUCUGUCAUUGUAGGGCUUUCUGGAGUUGUGGUACCGGUAGUGGUGCUUUUUGUUGUUGUGGUCUCUGCGGUAGUACUUUCCGGAGUGGUGGUUCCUUCUGUUGAUGUGAUCUCAGUUGUGGUGGUACUUUCUGUUGUUGUGGUCUUGGUUGUUAUCUCAGGGGUGGUACUUUCUUUUGUUGUGGUCUCUGGUGUUGUACUUUCUGAAGUUGUUGUGCCAGCAGUUGUACUUUCUGUCAUUGUGGUGCUUUUUGGAGUUGUGGUAUCGAUCGUGGUGCUUUCUGUUGUUGUGGUCUCUGUGGUAGUACUGUCUGGAGUGGUGGUCCCUUCUGUUGUUGUGAUUUCAGCUGUGGUGCCUGUGGUGGUACUUUUUAUUCUUGUGGUCUCAGUCGUUGUGCCGAGGCUGGUGUUUUCUGUUGUUGUGGUUUCCAUUGUUGUGCCUGCAGUGGUACUUUCUAUUUCUGUGGUCUUAGUUGUUAUGCUUUCUGGUGUUGUGGUCUCUGUUGUUGUAAUUUUUGAAGUUGUAGUACGAGGGGUUUCUGUUGUUGUGGUCUCGGUUGUUGUGCUUUCUUGUGUGGUGGUGAUGCUUGUUGUUGUGGUCUCUGAGGCAAUACUUUCUGCAGUAGUGGCACCAUUGGUCUUACUUUCUGCCAUUGUGGUCUCUGUUGUUGCACUGACUGGAGUUGUGGGGAUAGUAGUGGUGCUUUCUGAUGUUGUGGUUUCUGUGGUAGUACUUCCUGGAGUGGUCAUGCCAGAGGUUGUACUUUCUCUGUUGGUAGUGCUGUCUGUUGUUGUGAUAUCGGUUGUGGUGCCUGUGGUAGUACUUUCUGUUGUUAUGGUGCCAGUAUAG
Molecule: messenger RNA, 4080 nt
Organism: Sinocyclocheilus grahami
Lineage: Eukaryota; Metazoa; Chordata; Actinopteri; Cypriniformes; Cyprinidae
Exons: 9
Coding region: 55-4080 (1341 amino acids)
Biological process (GO): transmembrane transport
Cellular component (GO): membrane
Molecular function (GO): transmembrane transporter activity
Source: RefSeq, a predicted model, not a curated record